This is a messenger RNA of Vicia villosa (hairy vetch), 930 nucleotides long. RefSeq names its product mediator of RNA polymerase II transcription subunit 21-like. Gene Ontology annotation, molecular function: transcription coregulator activity. The record is from RefSeq and is a predicted model, not a curated record. Lineage: Eukaryota; Viridiplantae; Streptophyta; Magnoliopsida; Fabales; Fabaceae. Gene Ontology annotation, cellular component: mediator complex. Gene Ontology annotation, biological process: regulation of transcription by RNA polymerase II. The coding region runs from base 263 to 685 and encodes 140 amino acids. The transcript has 5 exons.
UUGUGUAUUUAACUCUAUAAUCUGCAUUUUCUAUUUUCUAUUCUUUCUCGGUUGUUAUUGGGUUUUCACCUUUUUAAUAUAGUGUAUACCAAGUGUUUGAUAAAUUGCUUAGAUGUCAAGUGCUUGAAAUUGAAAUUUCUGCGAAAGGGACACAAAUUGGUGCAAACCAAUUCGCAAAAGUAACAUGAAUUGGUUCCCAGUUCCCAUGUUGACAACUUGAACUCUAUUACGUAAAAAUUUCUACUAGGAAGUUGCGCUUGAAAUGGAUAUAAUCUCCCAGCUACAAGAACAAGUUAAUUCGAUUGCAAAUUUAGCUUUUAAUACGGUUGGGACAUUGCAAAGGGAUGCACCUCCUAAUCGGCUCGCGCCAAAUUACCCUGAACCACCACCUGCACAGCCUACGGAGGAUGGGGCAAACUUUUCUGAAGAACCAAAGCUGAUGAGUGCUUCUUUGGUGAAAGCUGCUAAGCAGUUUGAUGCAUUGGUUGCGUCGCUUCCAAUAUCUGAGACAGGUGAAGAGGCACAGCUUAAGCGGAUUGCAGAACUACAAGCUGAAAAUGAUGCAAUAGGCCAAGAACUUCAGAAGCAAUUGGAAGCUGCAGAGAAAGAAUUAAAUCAAGUUCAAGAGUUGUAUAGCCAAGCAACAGAUAAUUGUUUGAACUUGAAGAAACCAGAUAUCAGUUAGUUACUUAUGCUGCUGCUGGUUGUGCUCGUAGAAGGAUCACAGACACGAGCUUAUCUCAUCUCAACUCAAAUCAGGGCCUGCUGCUCAAAUCAACUCAUGUAUUGUUCAUGUUGCAUGACAUUUUGUAGAAACUUGUAAAGAUAAUGAUGGUAAUUGCUCUCUCCUAAAGGAAAAACUUAUUGUGGUUAGCUAAUUAUUAUAACGGGAAAGUUAUUUUGACACCUUAAUAGGUGUCCUAUACUGUA